Dictyostelium discoideum AX4 is the source of this 2037-nucleotide messenger RNA. RefSeq lists its product as hypothetical. The record is from RefSeq and is a predicted model, not a curated record. Bases 1 to 2037 code for a protein of 678 amino acids. Gene Ontology annotation, biological process: formation of translation preinitiation complex; translational initiation. Gene Ontology annotation, molecular function: translation initiation factor activity. The transcript has 2 exons. Lineage: Eukaryota; Evosea; Eumycetozoa; Dictyosteliales; Dictyosteliaceae.
AUGUCAAAUAAAAGACAUUUAUUUAAGAAUGCAUUCACAGUAUCGAGUCAAUCAGUAAUGAGAGGUAGUGAUGUUAAAAAAUUAAAACAAAGAGUAAUGGAUAAAUAUAAAGGUGUUACAAGUGAACAAAUAGAUUUAUUAAUAAACAAGAAAAAAGAUGUUGGUAUGGUAAAAUUACCAAAUAAAAUUCAAUUAAUAUCACAUCAAAAUGAUCCAAUAUUUUUCGAAAUUAAUGAUACAAUUUAUCCAACUGUUUAUACAUUUUUUAAAAUACCAACAUUUUUACCAGUAAUUUAUAUAUAUCCACAAGUAUAUCAAUAUAUUGAAGGUGGAGCAGAUUUAAUGUUUCAAGGUAUAAUAAAUAAAGAAGAUGUUCCAAAGACUCAAGGAUCAUUGGUUUCAAUUUGUUUGAGAGGUAGUAAUUUUCCAAUUGCAUAUGGUGAAACAAUACAAGAUUUAACUAUCAUCAAUACAACCAAUGUACCAACAACACCAGACACUCCAAUUGAAUAUAAAGGUAAAGCAAUAUCAAUCAUUCAUUAUUUAAAUGAUAAAUUAUGGGAAUAUGGAACGAAAAAAUUACCUGAAAAUUUUAAAUCAAAAGAACUCGAACAACAAACUGAUGAUGAUGAUGAUGAUGCUGCUGACAACAACAACAACAACAACAACAACAACAACAACAACAACAACAACAACAACAACAACAACAACAACAACAACAACAACAACAAUGAUGAUGAUGAUGAUGAUGGUAGUGAUAGUACUGAUGAUGGUAGUGAUGAUAAUGAAAAUGGAGAAAAUAAUAAAAAGGAGAAUAUAGAAGUUAAGGAUAGAACAAAUAAAACAACAACAACAACAACAACAACAACAACCACUACACAAUCAUCAAACAUUGAAAAUGAUAUAGAUAAUUUAAAGAUUAAAGAUAAUGAUAAUGAAAAAGAAAAUACUACUAAAACUACAUCAACAACUAUAGUUACAAAAGAAGAAAUGGAUGAAAUAUUAUUAAUUAGUUUUUUAGGAGCAAUAAAAAAGGGUAUUGCAGAUUCAGAAUUACCAAUGGUAUUAAAAACAGUAUUUACAAAGUAUAUGCUUUAUUAUCAACCAAAGGAUAGAGCAGAGAUUAAUAUAAAGAAAAGUUCAUAUAAAAAGGUAUCAAUUUUCUUAAAGGAGAUGCAAAAACAAGGUUUUAUUGAAUUAAAAGAACCAUCACCUGGUAAUAUAGUCUUAUCAAAAAUUAAUAGAAACAAUAUAACCUAUGGUAGAUUUAAAUUGGGUGAAAUUGUUGGACCAACAAUCAAUCAAAAUAAUGGUGAUAGCGAUGAUGAAAAUGGUGGUGAUUUGGAUUCAUCAGAUGAUAUCGAUGAUACAUUUGGUACAACACAAAGAGAAUUUGUUCAAAUUAAAUCGAUUAAUGAAGUUUACUCAAUUCCAAAACAAUUAAAAGAUUAUUUAAAUCAAAAGGAAAUCGCCAAUGCCAACGAUAAUGAUAGCAUUGUUAAAAAGAAAUAUUAUUCAUCAUCUGAAAUUCAAAAAUUGGUUAGUUCUUAUAUUAUAGAGAAUAAAUUAGAAGAUCCACAAAAAAGAUCAAAGAUUAAAUUGGAUUCAUUCCUUAAUAAAUUAGUACCAAAUUCUUUGAUUCAAAAGAGUAUUGAUGUAAAUGGUUUAAUUGAAAAGAAUAGUUUCUUUAUGACAUUUAAAGAUCAUUCAUUAAAGAGAUAUUUAGAGAUUAAUAGAGUAGAUGAUUCAAAAGAGUUUAAAGAAUAUGAUCAAAUCAUUGUUCAAGUUAAAAAAAUAGCAAAUAGAUUCGUUAUUUUAGUUUCAAAUUUAGAACUAUUCUCAAUACCUGUUAAAGAAUUGGCAAAUGAAGGUCAAAAAUUAUUUGCUGCAAGUACUUCAAUCGAUAAAUUAAAUUCUCAUAAAUCAACUUUAAAAAUUCAAGGUAAUGAUUUAAAUAGAGUUUCACAACAUAUUCAAAAGAAAUAUGGUAUACCAAAGAAAUAUAUCUCUGAAAUUGAUUUUAAUAAAAAGAAAUAA